AUAAUUUCGUAUUUUCUACGCUAAGAAAUUGUAAAUAUGGGUCGCAGAUCUAAAAACAAUAAUAAAAAUAACCAACCUCAUACUCAAGCCAGUGUUUCUACAUAUCAACCAAAUACUCAAAUACAAACAACUGAACCUCCGAACAAACGUAAAAAACGUAUUCAACCGGUUGAACAAACUACUCAGGUACAAGUGCCUAGGCAAUCAGUUUUUGAUCGCCUUGGCACUAAAAAUUCAGGCGCUGCGCCCUUACCAAGACAGCCCACAAUCAAAAAAGAAGUUAAGGAACACCUGUCUGGGAUUGAAACUCGUAAAUCAAGGAGAAUUUCAGACGCACGGAAGGCUGAACGUGAGCAGUUAGAGGGUGAACCUAAACAAGAAUCAACACAGGACGAUAAGAAUAAAUCUGAGGGUGGUACUAAGAGGAAUACGGCAAUUUCUAAAAUUAAUCCCAAUAAUACCGUAAAAGGUGGAAAGCGUGAAGAACCUAGACCACUACGAAGAAACUCACACAAACAACUUGAACAAAAACAAACUGUAGGGGAAGAUGACUUUCAGGAAUCAGAAAUUCCCUCAACUUCAAAUGCAAGGGACAUACAAAGAGAGGAAAUGGAAGAUAAUACAAAAACUUUUCAGGAAAUGCCCAAAGCUGAUAUUUCACCACAGUCACCUGCAGAAUACAAUGUUCAAAAUGCCGAACGAGUCUUAAACGAGAUUAAAGAUGGUGGGAAUGAUGAAACGUCAGAGAAUUUUGUCGGUUCGACCGAGUUUAUUGUACAACAACAAAAUAAUGCUGUAUAUGAACAUAUUUCUGGGUUAGCGCAAUCUGAUCAUGAAUCAGAUAUAGCAAAAGAAGAUGUCGUAUCGAUCCAAGCUGAUGAUGAUUAUUUGAUGGGCAUUGAAGACGAAGAUCAAGAAGACCCUUCGUUUAUGGGUGAACAAUUUGCGGAUCAAGAAUUUGGCGAAUCAGACCAACUUUUUACUUCACGUAGUGAUAGGAAUAUGUCACCUAUUCCUGAUUCAUAUAAAGAUCGUGAAAGAAAGGAACACGGAAGAAAUAAGGACAUUGAUAACAAAGAAAUACCAUCAAGAAUUCGUAAUCGUGCUACAAAUUCUGACGAUGGACGUAAUUCUGAUAGGAGCUAUGACCGUCCCAGCCGGGAAACUUCUAUUCAACAGUCUCACGUAGAUGAUCGUAGAACCCGACUAUAUGAAAGAGAUAUUCGUGAACGCGAAAGAGAAGAAAGAUAUAAUCGUGCAAUAGCUACUGAUCGAGCGCAUGACGACAGAAGUUUCGACCGAGAUAGACGAGAAAGAGAACGUCAAGAUAGGUAUAAUAAAAGUUUGUUGGAAGAUAAAGCCCAUUUGGAUAUUCCGCGUCGAAACGAAAGGGAUCGAUUUCAACGCGAAUUUGAACGGAAUCGAAAUGAUCAUGGUAGCCGAACCCCUAAUGCUGAAACUUCUUCAAACAGUACUAUCCGAGGCGCUACAAGUAGAUCUCCAAGCGACUCCGACAAACCUCCAAGUAGAACACGAUCACCUGAAAGAAUUAAGAGAGAAGAUCGAGAACUUCGGCCACGUGAUGAUGUUCGCGAAUGGCAACCGCAUCAAGAUUUCCAAAGAGAUCGUGAUCGAAUAUCCCGACAGCGUGAUGAUUUGUCUAAUAGAGAUCGCGAUCCAAGGAUCAGAGAUUUGUCAAAAGAAAAGGAAAUCUCUUCUAGAGAUCUUAAAGUGCAAGAUAGAGAUUCAUUAAAUCUCCGCAGAAAUGACCAAAUAGAUGUUACUUUUCGGCGUUCAGAUGAAAGAAUAUCUAAUGCUCGUAGACUCGAUGAUCCUCGUAAUGUUGGUAUUCCUGAGAGAAAUCCAAGAGAUCCUCCACCUCGCGAUCGAGAGAAGGAUGGUCAUUACCACCGUGAUCAAGCUUUAAGACCAGAGCCAAUUCGAAGAGAUGAACGGCAACCAGCUGUCCGCUCUAAGAACGAAACUCAAAAUGAUUCUGUUUACCAAGAUAAUCGAGAUAAAGAACCUAGACAACGAAAUAUCCAGCCUAACGUUCUUACUGAACAUGAUCGACCUGAUAAAAGAAAGAGGGAAGACAUCGAACUUAAUGAGCGUAAGGCUUAUUAUGAUCGGGAACAAAGGGGUGAUGCAAAUUCUUUCAAUCAACGUCUUCCUGACUAUCGUAUCAGGGAUAAAGAGAGAGAGCAACGCCAUCGUGAAGAUUAUCCUUCUAAAGAUGGUAAUCGAGUUGUAGUAAAUAGAGAUCAGGAUAGAGAUUUAACGAAUCGUAAAGAAGACCGAAUGUCGCCCACCCAUGAUCGUAAUGUCGGUAUACCUGACCAUUAUAGACCUUUAUCGGACCAUCUAAAAGAACCUGAUCGUCGAUCACUUCGGGAGUACGAAAGAGACUAUAACAUUGAUAAGUAUCGUGUUGAUUAUGAUCGGGAUAUGAGAGAUCGAGUUCGUGAUGACCACGAAAGUCGGAGUAACUCCGUUGAGAGAACGGAUCCGCAAAAGCAUUUGUAUGAUCGCCAUCAACGAGAAUUGGAAAAAAGACGGGAUAUGGAAGAUGAUCCAGUGCCUCGUACAAGUAGGUCUGAAUCUACGCGACGUUCUGAUACUGAGAGACCUGCUCAAACUCUCAUGGACAAUCAACGUGAUAAUAUUCGGGAUUAUUCGCAAGAAGCACAUAUGCAAGAAGAAAAAAAUAGAGAUCCUCAAGACCAAUUUAUAAAGGAGUCGAAAAGAGUUCCAGUAAACGAGGAUGAAGAUUCUUUACCUCCUCAUCCCUGGAUAAAAUGCAAGUCUAGUAGGAACAAAGAUUAUUAUUUCAAUACACAAACUCGUGAAUCUCAAUGGAACUAUCCCGAAACAGGGAAAAAUCGGCAGACUCAAAAUGAUGGUAACAAAAACAUCGAUUAUGAUCCUCAUAAAGAUGAGGAUGAGCCUCGUAAAAAGAUCCGUUUGAAUGAAAACGGUGAGAGUGUCGUGGCAAAUUCAGACAUUAAUCCUCAAAUUGGGCACGAAGAUAAAACUUCGACCGUUAACGAAAAUGACUCUAUUAAUAAAGAAGUUUCUUUAAAAGAUGAAAUUUCAUUUGAUCAACAGUCAGAGCUAUCGUCUAGACUACCUCGAAAUAACUCUACUUUUUUGUUUUCGCCCUCAUUGCCACAAUCUCAACCUUCUCCCGGAGCGUCGGCGGCAUUCUCACCUCCACAUCGUUCAAUUUCUUCCGAAUAUAAUGAGCGCCGAUUUAGUUCUGAUUAUGGGAUACAAUCAAGCCCACGAAGAGGUUCUUAUGUUGGACCUCAACCACAUUCUCCUCAAAUGUCUUCUUUAAGAUCGAAUCCAGGUCCAUUUAAUCGGGGGGGUUCUGUUGAUAUAUACGAUCGCAAUGACGGAUUCCGCAAUGAUGAAUUUAUCUCUAGUCGUUCACUCGGUGACCCACGUAACAUCUCUAGUCCAAGCGGUAAUAACAACAAUGGAUUGACACCAACAUUUCCUGGGUCUCCAAUUCGUUCAAAUAGGUCGGGAAUGUAUAAUUCGUUUGGGAUUGAACAAAAUGUUUCACCGGGAAGUAGGCGUUCUGGAGUUGGACGUGAGUUACCAACAUUUACUCAGCCUCGGGUGAGAACUGUUCACGAAGAAGAACGUCAGUAUUGCGGUGAAGAGCAAAGUAUGAAAGUGGAAGAACUUCCCACUAAUGAAGUUCAUAAUCACGAAGUGGAAUCUGGUAAUCAAACGACAGUCGGCCAAGGUUAUGAAACCUUCAAUGAACAAAAUGCUGACGAAGAAUCUGACGAAGAUACUUGGCGGUCAGACGAACCUGUCGAAUAUGGAACGGCCGAGACUGAGCCGGUCUCCAUCUUCCUGUUCCGUCGUGCAAGUUCAAGAGUGAAUCAAGGUGGGGUCAAAAAGAAAUUUUUGAAUCCAAGAAAAGAAUAUGAGGUAGUGAAAUCCAUUUGUGGAGGCAAGGGAAUGCACCUAUUCAAACACUCUUUUGCCACCGCACAUUCGCGUCGCGAAUGAGGCACAGACAAAAUCUAAUCACGUGAUUACACGUAAAUUUUAAAAGUAAAUCUUUGAUGAGAAAAUGUUUUCCCAUUCCGAUAGAAAUUAUUAAUUUAUAAAUUUAACAAGGCUCGUAUUACGAAUCUAGUAUUAGAUUUUUCAUCCGGUGAAUGAAAAUAAUAUGAAUUUUAUUUUUCCGGAACAUAUAUACUCAAACAAAAUACAUCAGAGACAAAGUUAUUGACUUUGACGACAUUGAUUUUCAGUUUCUAAUUUAGACGUCGAAGAAUAAAUUAAGACAAGGAAAAAACAUUCCUAUCCAAUAAUAUUACUAAUAAAUUUGCAAUUGUUCAUUUAUGACAAUUGUUC
This is a messenger RNA of Rhizophagus irregularis DAOM 181602=DAOM 197198, 4380 nucleotides long. RefSeq lists its product as uncharacterized. Lineage: Eukaryota; Fungi; Glomeromycota; Glomeromycetes; Glomerales; Glomeraceae. Gene Ontology annotation, molecular function: protein binding. The record is from RefSeq and is a predicted model, not a curated record.